AAUCUCAAAUCAUGAAUAUAUUGUAUCUGUGUUUAUAAGAAGACAUGAGUUCAGGUCUUUUCCGUCACACACUGAAGAUUGUACGCUUUUGGCACGCUAAUACUCUUGACAUGGUGGAAGUGUAUGAUAGUGAUACUGGAGAUUAUAUCAUCAGGUUGGCAUUUCCAUUUCCCUUUCUUUUGGAGUUAAUUACUUGGAGCAAUCUUUGGUUUCAUAUGGAUGCAAUUCUCAGAGAGCAGAAUCGGCGCGAUGAACUUUUGACCUCUUUUCUUGACGUCCCCGAUUUUUGUAACAUCAUCGUCAUUUUUUCUGUGUUUCUCAUAAUAUUCAUCUUGUUACUUUAUCCGUUGAGACUAUACGUCUUAAACCAUGCUUUAUUUUUGUUUGUUCGGGAAAUUAAAGUAGAAGUGCCUCCCUACUUUGAAUAAAGCAAGUGGCCAAAAAGUGCUUUUUGUAAAAGCAGCUUAAUCUCUUAAGCUAUUACAUGCACGAAUAUACUGUAACCAUGUCGUUUCAUUAUAAUGAAUCAAACAAUUUAUAUUAUUCGUAUGAAACGUCGCAAAUCUCAAAGUAUAAUAAUGGCUUUAAAACCGAGUCCCAAACUUCCUUCCCCAAAAGUAAGAAUUCUUAAAGCGACCGAGACGAAAAGGAAAGCCUGAAGCCUUGAGCUACAGAAAAAAAUGGGGAUUUCCGAUUACAUCUCCGGGACAACCGAUUCGCUGAAACGGAACGCUCCGGGUCUAACGGCCGUCAAAAACUUGUGCUCCACAGCUUACGGUUACGGGUCGGGUGCCGUUACCCAAAUCGACAACGCCGUCAGGGGUAACUUGAACCAGUAUUUGGGGGACGCGGAAGGCCGGGCCAAGAUCGUCCGGUUCAGCUCCAGCAUCGCUAAACACACAGCGUUGGAGAGCCUCAAAACCGUCCCAGGUUACAAAAUUGUUAAGAGAUCAAUCAGUGACUUAAAUGAGACCGAUGAACAAGAAGUGAAUGGGAAGGCAAUGCAGGCUGAUCUACGCAGAUUGAAGAAAGAACUCAGUGAAUACAGGAAAGUACAUGAGCUAGAAGUGGAUGUGAAGGCAUUGCAGACCGAUAUACUCAGAUUGGAGAAAGAACUCAGCGAAUACAGGAAAUCACACAAGCAAGUUCAGCUAGAUAAGCCAAGUGCGGAUUUGAAGUUACCAAACACAGCCAACAUUCAUUCAGUUGCAAAUUGGAAACCAGAAGACGUGAUCGGAGUCUUUAUGAUGAAGGAGGUCAUGGGCAGGAAAUUCUUGGAUGAUCUAAUGGCUUUUCGCGGGGGACCUACAAAGAAGUAGAAAAGUGUCAGGUACUAAGUGGAGCGAUGAUCGUUAUCUGUCAUGAAUAUUUGCCUUGUUUGAAGCUUUGUGAAUAGGUUUGCAUGCUCUGUGUGAUGAUUCCCUCUGUGUGCUUCUGCAUUCGUUUUGUAACUUUUGUUUGGGGUCUCGCCCUUGACUUGAGAUGUGGUCCAUUGGAUGUGGCGCAUUCGAGAUGAUAUGUGCUGCUAAUGUACUAGUAAGAAAGCAGCCUUUUGCAUUUUCAAAUCCAGUGGCCUUGUCUUGUUUGUAAAUUGAGGGCACUGUCAAGUACGUUCAUAAAUUGAAGCUAACUGGUUCUAUAUCGCU
Messenger RNA from Malus domestica (apple), 1646 nucleotides. RefSeq lists its product as uncharacterized. The record is from RefSeq and is a predicted model, not a curated record. NCBI's taxonomy places the organism in Eukaryota, Viridiplantae, Streptophyta, Magnoliopsida, Rosales, Rosaceae.